AUGACUCUUCCAUUAUUACCUGAACCUGUUAUUGAAGACACCUAUGAUGAGCUAGUACGAGACUUACCAACUAAUAUGAGCGAAACAAUGAAGCGUUUACUAGAAUAUUUUCAAGAACAAUGGUUCGCCAAGGUUCCCGUGUCUCAAUGGUGUGUUCAUGGUUUGUCUAUGAGAACGAACAACAACGCCGAAGGCACACAUUUAUUUCUAUUUCUCUUGAAAACUCAUACUGUUAUAUUCUUUUUAGCAUUUCACAGUCGUUUUAAUCGUCGAGUUUUAGUUCAUCAUCCAAAUAUCUGGUCUUUUAUCAAAUUUCUCCAAGGCGAAGAGAGCCGUUUUUACCAUAUGAAUAUUCAGUUCUCUGCAGGUUUAGAUGCACGGGCGAAACAAGCAAGAACUAUGGCAAUUCAACGCCAUAUAGAUUGUCUUGAUAGACGAUAUUAUGAUGGUGUUAUUAAUGUAAUGGAGUAUUUAAAUGGUUUGUCUCUUACAGUUGCUAAACGGAAAAAAUGA
This is a messenger RNA of Rotaria socialis, 513 nucleotides long. The record is from the annotation of a GenBank genome assembly. NCBI's taxonomy places the organism in Eukaryota, Metazoa, Rotifera, Eurotatoria, Philodinida, Philodinidae.